AUGGGCGAAGAACUCUCCGAAUUCGAAAAGCAACGUCUUGCCAAUAUCGCAGAACGCGAUGCGCUUCUCAAGAAGCUCAGCCUUGACGCGCAAUCGGCGGGGGUCUUCCCUCCUAAGAUGCCGCGAGGUACAACCGGUGAUCAAUCGAAACCGAAGAAGAAGCCUGCGCCGAAGAAAAUAAAGAAGGAAGAGUCUCCACUACCUCGUCGCACAUCUUCGCGAUUGAAGGGAAUCGCGGCGGAUAGCGAGGUUGCGAAACGAAAAGCGGAUGACGAGUAUGAUCGCAGGCAGGAGGCAGAGAGGGCGAAGAGGGUCCGGAAGUCGGACUCCUUCUCUUUCAAUGACAUAUUUGUGUCGGGCCAGAAAUUGUCUGGAGAUGCGUUGAUUGGUGUGGAUGUGGUUACCAAGGGAGUCGCAGUGCCCUACCAGCGAACAUUCGGAGAAGAUGACAUCAAAUCGACCGAUGACAAGGAUUUGAAGGCUCUUAGGAAAGAGAUGAAUGGGUUAAGCCUCUGGGAACCCUGGGAACCUAACCGUAUCAAGCUCACACCCGAGAGAGUAUACACCAUGACAUUCCACCCGUCAGAGGCCAAACCGUUAAUAUUUGCCGGAGAUAAAAUGGGCCAUCUCGGGAUUCUCGACGCCUCCCAGGAGAAGCCUGUCUCCGCCGUAAAGAAUGAAGACGAAGACGAAGACGACGAAGACCCAGACCCAGUGCUUGUUACACUCAAACCUCACACGCGAACUAUCAGCUCAAUGACAAUCCAUCCCUCGAAGCCCACACACCUUUACACUGCUAGCUACGACAGCUCUAUCCGAGAGAUGGACCUUGAGAAGACUUCAUCGGUUGAAAAGUACGCACCGGAGUCUACAGCAGAAGACGUCCCCAUUUCCGGCCUUGACAUGGCCGCCUCGGACCCCAAUAUAAUAUACUGGACCACCCUAGAUGGCGCAUUCGGCCAAUACGACAUGCGCACCAAGCGACAAAGCUCUGCCGCUACCUGGCAACUGUCAGAGAAGAAAAUCGGCGGCUUCUCCCUCUACCAAACACACCCUCACUACUUUGCAACAGCCAGUCUUGACCGCACCAUGCGCCUGUGGGACCUCCGCAAGCUCUCUCAUACCGAUCCCACCCCUAUCGGCGAACACCAAAGCCGCCUUUCAGUUUCACAUGCUGCUUUCAACAGCGCAGGACAAAUAGCAACGUCUUCUUACGACGAUACGCUCAAAAUCUACGACUUUAGCACCAAGGGAAUUGCUACCUGGAAACCAGGACACGCCCUUGACGACUCCAAGAUGAAACCCGAUACCGUUGUACGGCAUAACUGCCAAACUGGACGAUGGGUUACCAUUCUGCGCCCUCAAUGGCAACUUAAUCCACAAUCAUCAAUCCAACGGUUCUGCGUUGGAAACAUGAACCGCUUUGUAGAUAUCUACAGCGGUUCAGGAGAUCAGCUGGCACAGUUAGGAGGUGAUGGUAUUACGGCUGUCCCUGCUGUUGCCGUUUUCCACAGAAGCAAGAACUGGGUUGCGGGCGGAACGGCAAGUGGGAAGAUCUGUUUGUGGAUGUAAUUAUUCCCAUCUAGCUAGUUGCUUCAUUUUUCAGCUGGGCUAUUUAAUGUUGGAGUAUAAGACAUGCUUCAGUUACUGUUUGUGUGAACAUGACUUUGAUUUUGGUUCUCGUAACGUCAUUGUAGGCGACACGACACUAAUACAGAAUACAACUAUGUGAAUCAUUUAGUUAAUGAUGGCCCAACUAAUCAAGGCUCCUAUUGAUAGCCAGAAAAGGAAAGACGGCGUUAUUCCGUCCGUCACUGUCCAUUGCAGUUAUAAUCAACAAGCUAUAACCGAAGAUUUAAAAAGGAUAUAAUACACAUAGUUCUUCGAACCACACCACACCUACAUGUUAGAAAUACAACAGCAUCGUACUCGACUAAACGAGAUUAAAAUCAAAUCUUCAGUCCCCAACUCCGCCCCAGGCCUACGGCCGUCGUCCCCAUGAAUCCCAAGCACUGCUUUGCACCACUGAGCUUAUCCCCAAUGG
Messenger RNA from Aspergillus versicolor CBS 583.65, 2044 nucleotides. RefSeq names its product WD domain protein. The transcript is spliced from 3 exons. Gene Ontology annotation, cellular component: nucleus. Gene Ontology annotation, molecular function: protein binding; DNA binding. The record is from RefSeq and is a predicted model, not a curated record. The coding region runs from base 1 to 1572 and encodes 523 amino acids. Lineage: Eukaryota; Fungi; Ascomycota; Eurotiomycetes; Eurotiales; Aspergillaceae. Gene Ontology annotation, biological process: regulation of DNA damage checkpoint.